AUGACCUGCAGGGUAGGGCGGGAUUUCGAAGAUGGUGGUAACUUAAUAGACUUCCAGAAUGGCUUGAACGAUUUCAACCUAUAUCUUUCAUCUCGUGACCAGGGAGACGAAACGAUGGAACUGACGGAUUUUAAUCUUCACUGUGAGGUUCGCAAACCGGAAAGGGACGUUGCGCACUGGAGUUGCGAAGGGCGAGACUGCAAUGACGCCAAGCUAAAACCGUUUCUAGUUUGA
Messenger RNA from Paracoccidioides lutzii Pb01, 234 nucleotides. RefSeq lists its product as hypothetical. Bases 1 to 234 code for a protein of 77 amino acids. The record is from RefSeq and is a predicted model, not a curated record. The transcript has a single exon.